Sorex araneus (European shrew) is the source of this 2678-nucleotide messenger RNA. RefSeq names its product SET domain containing 3, actin histidine methyltransferase (gene SETD3). Gene Ontology annotation, molecular function: protein binding; histone H3K36 methyltransferase activity; transcription coactivator activity. NCBI's taxonomy places the organism in Eukaryota, Metazoa, Chordata, Mammalia, Eulipotyphla, Soricidae. Gene Ontology annotation, biological process: actin modification; positive regulation of transcription by RNA polymerase II; peptidyl-lysine dimethylation. The record is from RefSeq and is a predicted model, not a curated record. The coding region runs from base 199 to 1926 and encodes 575 amino acids. The transcript is spliced from 13 exons.
CGGGGGCGGGCGGCGCGGGGUUGGGCCGCGGCGGCGGGGCCGUCUCAGGCCGCCGUCCAGCCCCUCCCGUCCGGCAGCCGCCGCCGCCGCCGCCGCCGCCGCCGGCGCCUGGGCUUGGUUGAGGCGGACGGUGGGGUCCGGGCCGGAGUGUGGCGCCGCCGCCGCCGCAGCGCGAAGGUGCUAGCGGGCAGUCAGAAAAUGGGUAAGAAGAGUCGCGUGAAAACGCAGAAAUCGGGCACCGGCGCUGCAGCGAGCGUGUCGCCGAAGGAGACCCUGAGCCUGACCACGGAGCUCCUGCAGAAGUGCAGCAGCCCCGCGCCGGGCCCCGGCAAGGAGUGGGAGGAGUACGUGCAGAUCCGCGCCCUGGUGGAGAAGAUCCGGAAGAAGCAGAAAGGCCUGUCGGUCACCUACGAGGGGAAGAGAGAAGAUUACUUCCCCGAGCUCCUGAAAUGGGCCUCCGACAACGGGGCCUCCGUGGAGGGCUUUGAGAUGGGCAACUUCAAAGAGGAGGGCUUCGGCCUGCGAGCCACGCGGGACAUCAAGGCAGAAGAAUUAUUUUUAUGGGUUCCACGAAAAUUGCUAAUGACUGUUGAAUCUGCUAAAAAUUCAGUGUUGGGGCCCUUGUAUUCGCAAGACCGGAUCCUUCAGGCCAUGGGGAACAUUGCCCUGGCCUUCCACCUGCUGUGUGAGCGCGCCAACCCCAACUCUUUCUGGCAGCCCUACAUCCAGACCCUCCCCAGCGAGUACGACACCCCGCUCUACUUUGAGGAAGAGGAAGUCCGCUACCUGCAGUGCACCCAGGCCCUGCACGACGUCCUCAGCCAGUACAAGAACACGGCCCGGCAGUACGCCUACUUCUACAGGGUCAUCCAGACCCACCCUCACGCCAACAAGCUGCCCCUGAAGGAGUCCUUCACAUACGAGGACUACAGGUGGGCCGUCUCGUCCGUCAUGACCCGGCAGAACCAGAUCCCCACGGAGGACGGCUCGCGGGUGACCCUGGCGCUCAUCCCGCUGUGGGACAUGUGCAACCACACCAACGGCCUGAUCACCACCGGCUACAACCUGGAGGAUGACCGCUGCGAGUGCGUGGCGCUGCAGGACUUCCGGGCCGGAGAGCAGAUUUACAUUUUCUAUGGCACUCGGUCAAACGCAGAGUUUGUGGUCCACAGUGGCUUUUUCUUUGACAAUAAUUCACACGACAGAGUGAAAAUCAAACUCGGCGUGAGCAAGAGUGACCGGCUGUACGCCAUGAAGGCCGAGGUCCUGGCCCGCGCCGGCAUCCCCACCUCCAGCGUCUUCGCCCUGCACGUCACUGAGCUGCCCAUCUCUGCCCAGCUGCUGGCCUUCCUCCGCGUCUUCUGCAUGACCGAAGAGGAGCUGCGGGAGCACCUGCUGGGCGAGAACGCCAUCGACAGGAUCUUCACGCUGGGCAACUCCGAGUACCCCGUCAGCUGGGACAACGAGGUCCGGCUCUGGACCUUCCUGGAGGACCGCGCCUCGCUGCUCCUCAAGACCUACAAGACCACCAUCGAGGAGGACAAGGCCUUUCUGCAGAGCCCCGGGCUGUCCCCGCGCGCCGCCAUGGCCGUGAAGCUGCGCCUGGGCGAGAAGGAGAUCCUGGAGAAGGCCGUGAGGAGCGCGGCCGCCAGCCGGGAGCACUUCCGCAGGCAGAUGGAGGCGGCGGCCCCGCUGCCCAAGUACGAGGAGAGCGGCCUGGGGCUGCUGGAGGCCGGCGGGGCUGACUCACGGCUGCCCUCGGGCCUGCGGAACCUGGACGGGGCGGCGGGGGGGCAGGAGGCCCUGACGCACCGGCUCGUCAACGGGGACAGUGCCAUCCCCAACGGGACCCGGCCCGACCAGGAGGACUCCCCCGCGGGCGCCAGAGAAGGCGCUUCCGACGGCGCCGGCGGGCUCCGGGGGUAGCUCGGGCGGCGCGGCUGGCGGGCGUCCGGGCACGUGCCGGCUGCUUUCUGCAGAGAGGAAAAUACGUUUUUUGCUGCUUUCUACGAAAUGAUUUUUUUUAAGUUAUUUAAGAUACCUGGCUUCCCUUUCUGAUUGAGAUUGCCAUCUCGCGCCGGGGAGCUGGCGCGGGAGGCGGGCGGGCGGGCGCGGUUCCCCCGUGCCCACCACUGCCAGCCACUCCCCCCAGCCCCCAGCCACGGGGCCGCGGGCCGGGCGGGGCCGGAGGGGGCACCCGGCAGGCCUGCGUGAGGCCGGAUGCGGGAGUCUGUCAAAAUCCCCCCCCAGCGCCCCACCGCCAAAAAAACAAGAAACUCACCCCAGUACCCAAAGAAGGUAAGGUGGCGGGCGGCCUUAUGGUUCCUAGUUUCAACGUUGACACCCCAGACUCUGAGCACUCGCUUCUCUCGCGAUUUCUAAAGACCUGUUUAGCUUUUGCGUUCUGUUCCACUGUAUUAAGAACUCUCCCUUCCCCCGGAGUCCGAGUGGGCCGAGCACCCCCCGGUGCUGGCCCUGACGGCAAGGUGAGGCCGUUGGUUCCGGCGGGGUAGGGGACAGGCGGCGCCCUCUACCCCCCCGGCGGCCCCCGUGUGCCCUGCCCCCGCCCUGUGGCUGAGCUCACGGCAAGGGGGCCCCCAGCUUUCCUGGUUUUCACAAGCUAGACCUUUUCAAAGCUACACUUUUGAGGAAAAAGCUUUAUUAAAAGGAAAACGUGA